Molecule: messenger RNA, 4728 nt
Organism: Parnassius mnemosyne (clouded apollo)
Lineage: Eukaryota; Metazoa; Arthropoda; Insecta; Lepidoptera; Papilionidae
Source: the annotation of a GenBank genome assembly
GAAUUAUGCAAUGUAACUUAAAAAAUCUAGUGUUACAUAUGCGUAAAUAGUUUAAUUGUAUUUUUAUAAAAUACCUACAUAGAUGAAAAAAAAAUUAAGGAUUAAGAGUAUUCUUGGCUUUAAAAGUUACGUUGGUUUCAUAAAUUCAAAAUGAGUUCGAUAUAUACUUUGCUAAGCGCAAAUGUUCAAAGAAUUUUAACACAUUAUAAAUCAACAAAGUGUUAUAAUUAUUAUAGGAAUUUAUCAUCAAGAGACUUCCUAAACGACGUUUAUUGUCGGACCAAGUUGAAAUGUAAAUCUAAAAAACUUCCUCAAGAUGUUAACCCGCGAGGUGUUUUUGCUUGUAAUGAGUUGGAUUUGUCUGAAGUUCAAGUAUAUGGCUUCGAUUACGACUACACUUUGGCCCACUACAAACCAUCUUUAGAACAUUUAUUAUACAAACUCGGGAGAGAUAUGCUCGUUGAAAAAUAUAAGUAUCCAGCAGAAAUUUCGAAGUUAGAGUAUAAACCUCAUUUUGCUGUAAGGGGAUUACACUAUGACAUAGAAAAGGGAUUGCUUUUAAAAUUAGACUCAUUCCUACAAAUUCAAUUUGGUGCUGUGUACAGAGGUCUAACACCAGUAUCAACAGAGGAAGUCCUUAAAUUAUACAAAAAUAGGAUUAUACCAAUAGCAUAUGUAGAAGAUGACACUAGAGUACAUAAGGAAAAUCGUUCGAAAAUGGUACAUUUGGCGGACCUUUUCUCUGUACCUGAAAUGGGACUACUUUGUAAUGUGGCAGAACAUUUCAUCAGGAAUCACAUUGACUAUCACCCAGAAAUCCUCUUCUUGGAUGUGAAGAAUUCCGUGCAAAGCUGUCAUCCCAUAAUGCAUAAGAUUGUCGCGCAGAAUCUGGAAGAGUAUAUUCGGCCAAAUACAGAUUUAAAAAAAUAUUUCAAACUGUUACAGGAAAAUGAUAAAAAGUUGUUUCUUGUAACAAACAGUCCUUAUCACUUUGUUAACGCUGGCAUGGAAAUGUUGGUUGGCCAUGACUGGCGGGAGUACUUUGACGUCGUUAUAGUAAAUGCGAACAAGCCGAAAUUCUUCACUGAAGUCUCACGACCUAUACGUGUUUUCGAUAAAAAUGCCAACACUCAUAUUUGGGAAAAAGUUACGUCAUUGGAAAAGGGUACUAUUUAUUACGAGGGUACGGUUAAACAACUACAAGACCUGACUGGCUGGAGUGGUCAUCAAGUGUUGUAUUUCGGCGACCAUCCGUACAGUGAUUUGGCCGAUGUAACUCUUGAGCAUGGUUGGCGUACUGGAGCCAUUAUAAAUGAGUUAACGGUAAGAAAAACUAUUAAAAUUGUGUAAUUACUAGUAAUUUUAAAUACCACUAACCAGCUCUCAAACCUUGAUAGAAUGUCAGUUAGUUGUCAGAAGUAACAAAAGCACACAGAGAAACACUGAACAUACACUCUCCAUAGCCCGCUGAGCGACCUUGAACUUCCUCAUACGGUCAGCAGUGAAGGAUUACGUCCCAGAAUCCUUAAGUCAUCACUGGUAACAUGCACUGGUUGUACAAUCUCGUUUUCAAGUUUUGAGGUAUACCUAACGAGAAGACUUGUCGUAAUCUCCCAAACGCUAUCCAGCCAAGUUGAAUCCGUUAGUGACCAUAAUAUUUAUGAAUCUCAAAUAUAGAAGAGAAGAUCCAUAAGCUCACAUUAAUUAUUAUGCAUAAAAAAUAACCAUAAUUUCUUGAAUGUUACCUUCUACUGAGAUAUUGGAAAGAUAAUGCAACAAUUGAGUAAAAUAAAAUGAUCUCUAUAACUAUAAUCAAUAGAAAAAAAUAAUUUUUAUUCAUUAUAGAUUACAUGUAAUUCUUAUUGAGAGUCGUAUUUUACUUUACCACUGGUUCGGAAAAACCCUCUGUCCUGUGAAGAACCAGAAAGAAACCCAGGACUUUUAAAAAAAAGUAAAAUAUUAAAUAUGUAGUAUAGUAAAUUGUACAAACAAUUUACAAAAUUUAUUUUAGAAACAGUUUAAAGCGACCACCUAAUGAGGUACAUAAUACAUGGUUGACCCCUGGGAAUGCCCAGGGGUCAACCGUGUAUGUAUGAGCCACUCUUUGUGUAUUUAUUAUUGCAGUAGGUUAGAAUUGGGCCGCAAUUCUCUUCAGUAGCGGUUCAAAUUUUUAGUCCAACCAAAUUAGUUGGUUAGUAACAUGCUCGCAUGUCAUAUAUCAAUUUAUUUAACCAAUGGAACAUGAUCAUGAUCAUCGUCAUGAUCAUCGUCAUCGUCAUGAUCAUGAUCAUCGUCAUCGUCAUGAUCAUCGUCAUCGUCAUCGUCAUGAUCUACGUCAUCGUCAUCGUCAUGAUCAUCGUCAUCGUCAUGAUCAUCGUCAUCGUCAUGAUCAUCGUCAUCGUCAAGAUCAUCGUCAUCGUCAUGAUCAUGAUCAUCGUCAUGAUCAUCGUCAUCGUCAUGAUCAUCGUCAUCGUCAUGAUCAUCGUCAUCGUCAUGAUCAUCGUCAUCGUCAUGAUCAUCGUCAUCGUCAUGAUCAUCGUCAUCGUCAUGAUCAUGAUCAUCGUCAUCGUCAUGAUCAUCGUCAUCGUCAUCGUCAUGAUCAUCGUCAUCGUCAUGAUCAUCGUCAUGAUCAUCGUCAUGAUCAUCGUCAUCGUCAUGAUCAUGAUCAUCGUCAUCGUCAUGAUCAUCGUCAUCGUCAUGAUCAUCGUCAUCGUCAUGAUCAUGAUCAUCGUCAUCGUCAUGAUCAUCGUCAUCGUCAUCGUCAUGAUCUACGUCAUCGUCAUCGUCAUGAUCAUCGUCAUCGUCAUGAUCAUCGUCAUCGUCAUGAUCAUCGUCAUCGUCAAGAUCAUCGUCAUCGUCAUGAUCAUGAUCAUCGUCAUCGUCAUGAUCAUCGUCAUCGUCAUGAUCAUCGUCAUCGUCAUGAUCAUCGUCAUCGUCAUGAUCAUCGUCAUCGUCAUGAUCAUCGUCAUCGUCAUGAUCAUCGUCAUCGCCAUGAUCAUCGUCAUCGUCAUGAUCAUCGUCAUCGUCAUGAUCAUGAUCAUCGUCAUCGUCAUGAUCAUCGUCAUCGUCAUGAUCAUCGUCAUCGUCAUGAUCAUCGUCAUCGUCAUGAUCAUCGUCAUCGUCAUCGUCAUGAGCAUCGUCAUCGUCAUGAUCAUCGUCAUCGUCAUGAUCAUCGUCAUCGUCAUGAUCAUCGUCAUCGUCAUGAUCAUCGUCAUCGUCAUGAUCAUCGUCAUCGUCAUGAUCAUCGUCAUCGUCAUGAUCAUGAUCAUCGUCAUCGUCAUGAUCAUCGUCAUCGUCAUCGUCAUGAUCAUCGUCAUCGUCAAGAUCAUCGUCAUCGUCAUGAUCAUCGUCAUCGUCAUGAUCAUCGUCAUCGUCAUCGUCAUGAUCAUCGUCAUCGUCAUGAUCAUCGUCAUCGUCAUCGUCAUGAUCAUCGUCAUCGUCAUCGUCAUGAUCAUCGUCAUCGUCAUCGUCAUGAUCAUCGUCAUCGUCAUCGUCAUGAUCAUCGUCAUGACUACAAGGUGCGGUUUGAUUCAUCAUCAUUCGACAAAAUUAGUGCGCAUGAAACGUUUGUUUGUUGAUGGAGGUCUUUUUUAUGUGUAACUAGCGAACGCUUCGCCCGCACAGUCUAUUUUUCUAUCCUACGGGAAUACUCCACUUCCAGUUAAGUAAUAACUGGAAGUGGAGUAUGCUCUAUUUAUUUCAGAUUCAGAGCGUUUGUAAGAUACUGCUGGUAUUGCUGCAUCUAUAUGAUUAAUUUCUAAUGAUACGGCUUGUUUUGACGAACUUCAUUAUGGUCAGUGCUAAUAAAACAGUGUUUUUUUUUUGGAUGAUUAUACCUAGCUCCUAUUACUUGCACGAGUACAAUUAUCAUUACCUUAUUAGCAAAAUCUAUCGUGUAUCAAACACCUCUGCAAUUUCUUCUAUUUAUGGCCAGGUAUUCCGACACGUGUAGGAAUUAAAUUAAAAAGUGUGCGAAGCUGAGCUUUGCUAAUGUUUCAUUAUUGUUUUGUUCUCAUAGCGAGUGCAAGUUGAUUACAACGUUCGUCAAAUAUCUAUAUUGGUGAGUUUAAUCAUUUUUACUGUUCAGAAAUUCAGUUGCGAUUAACUUUUAUUUGUUUUUUUUUUAAUUUUUAGUUUUAACUUCAUACUUGUAUUAUUAAUUGCAGAUCAUGGUCAACACUGAGGAAAACAUUGAUUCUAAUCCUAUCACUAAUCCGUAUUACUAUGCUCAGGAUGUGGAUAAAUUUGUACUAAAUUAUUAAAACCAAGAGGAGCGGCUUCAUGAUUUACCAUCAAAUAAAAUAGCUAUAAAUGAAGAGCGGCAAUCAAAAUCACAGAAAUGUUCCAUAAAGAGAAACCGAAUUCAAGAAUCAUCAUCACUAUCAUAAAUUAUCCGCUAAGAUAAAGAUAAACAAGGUCGUCAUCGUCUAUUUAAAAUAUCAACAUUUACGAAGUUAAUGAGCGAGAAGAAAAUUUUAUCAACGAUCUUAGUGCUAAUAUAACUGUUCAAUAUGUCGUGGAUUCAAUGUAUGAUGAAGUGUUAGAUGCUACAAAUUGUCUUAUAAAAAAAUAAGUGAAAAAUUAUGUAAAAACUAGUAAUUUAAGUAAUGUAGCAUGUUAAAUAUAAUAAAAGUUAUUAUACAUUGAAUUUUAUUGCUGUUUUAUAUUAUCAUUCUUAUAUACAUACAUUCGUUAUUAUAUAUCGUCAUAAUUUAAUUGUGUAGAGCG